UCUUAUAAGUAUGCAUAGACAAUGGCUCUUUAGACCAGACCAUGAGUGCAUGUAAUUGGCAUUGACACGUCUUCUUGAUAGAAAAUUGCUUAUUUAGGAAUUUUUCUGCGCCAUAGGCAGUGUCCCUAUAUGAUCUAAACAGUUAAAUUGAUCUGAAUAUUGAUCGGAUCUAGAUUCUAGAUCCAAAUAACAAACCUUUUUUGCUUUGGUAUCAAAUAAAGAAAUCCUUUAAAAUUACGUACCCAAACACCUACCACGGUCCAACUAGUCCAAUUCAUCAAAACGCUGCUAUCUCCUCCCAAACUCAAAACGUUGCUCUCUGUCAUCAGACCCGGUGCCCCCCCUUACUUCAAUUCAACCAACAACUAUCUAAAAUUUUCAUUUUCUUUUUUUGCAGAUAUCAAUUCGAGUUCAAAAAUGUCUGUUGCAAAUCCUUUAAGAAAAUCGAUUAAAUGCGUUAUUCUUGAUUUGGAUGGCACGUUGCUCAACACAGGUUUCGUUAGGAAAGUAUGGUAAAGAAUGGGAUGGAAGAGAAACCCUUCAAAUUGCGGGGAAGACGCCUUUUGAAGCUGCUUCUGCCGUUGUUGAAGAUUAUGGACUUCCUUGCUCGCCAAUUGAAUUUAUUUCUGAGAUUUCGCCGCUAUUCUCUGAUCAGUGGUGCAAUAUUAAAGCACUCCCUGGUGCCAACCGGUUGAUUAAACAUUUGAAGAGCAAUGGAGUUCCAAUGGUCUUAGCAUCAAACUCUCCCAGGGAAAGCAUUGAUGCCAAAAUAUCCUUUCACGACGGAUGGAAAGAUUCUUUCUCUGUCAUAAUUGGGGGAGACGAAGUUCGAACAGCGAAACCUUCCCCUGAUAUAUUCUUUGAAGCUGCUAGGAGGUUAUGCAUGGAGCCUUCCAGCUGUCUUGUGAUUGAAGACUCUUUACCUGGUGUUACUGCUGGUAAGGCUGCUGAAAUGGAGGUGGUUGCAGUACCAUCACUCCCGAAACAGUCUCAUCUCUUUACUGCAGCAGAUGAGGUGAUAAAUUCCCUACUUGAUUUGCAACUUGAAAAAUGGGGUCUACCACCAUUUACCGAUUGGGUGGAGGGAACUUUGCCUGUAGAUCCUUGGUAUAUUGGCGGUCCUGUCAUCAAGGGUUUUGGUCGUGGGUCGAAAGUACUCGGUAUUCCUACAGCUAAUUUAUCGACAAAGGACUAUUCAGAUCUCCUUUCAGAGCAUCCCGCAGGAGUUUAUUUUGGUUGGGCUGGAUUAUCAGCAAGAGGUAUUUUUAAAAUGGUGAUGAGCAUUGGUUGGAAUCCAUAUUUCAGCAACAAAGAAAAGACUAUAGAACCAUGGUUGCUUCAUGAAUUCAGCGAGGAUUUCUAUGGGGAAGAACUGCGGCUGGUUAUAGUUGGUUACAUACGUCCUGAGGAAAAUUUUCCAUCCCUUGAAAGCUUGAUUGCCAAGAUUCAUGAAGAUCGCAGAGUUGCCGAGAGAGCUCUUGAUCUUCCCAUGUAUUCAAGUCAUAAGAAUGAUGCAUAUUUGAGAAGCUCAUAGUACUCUGAUUUUAUUAGCUUCUUUGGAAGAAACCUCUGCAUUUGUACUAGUGCCAAAAAUAGUUUGGUUGUAUUAUUCCCUGUGAUUCUCAAUCACCACUCACCAUAACAGAUUGAUUUGUAACAUUGAUAAAUUAUCAUGAAAAACCACUCACUAUUUCGCUUUCA
Molecule: messenger RNA, 1701 nt
Organism: Lathyrus oleraceus (garden pea)
Lineage: Eukaryota; Viridiplantae; Streptophyta; Magnoliopsida; Fabales; Fabaceae
Product: bifunctional riboflavin kinase/FMN phosphatase
Exons: 10
Coding region: 473-1534 (353 amino acids)
Biological process (GO): FMN biosynthetic process; riboflavin biosynthetic process
Molecular function (GO): riboflavin kinase activity
Source: RefSeq, a predicted model, not a curated record